GUCUCUCUGAGCUUCCGGGUCUACAUCCCCGACGUACGAAGUACAUACCUCGGCGUCCGAUCGGGUAACACCAGCACACCUAUCGGUGAUUUUACGUACAGUUAGCCGAGAAGGAAGCAUCGUCUGCUUUAAGUGGUGGCAAAACAAGAUGUCAGUUGACGUGUGCAUUUCAUGUGUCAUUGCAUGUGAGGAAUCCAGAGGAAUUCAGCCAUUGCUUCUAUCUGCAGGAUGCCGAUCAACAAGUUUUCAGCCAAGUCUCUCGACACCGACGUGCCAGACAAGCCCCUGGUCUUCGUCAGUGAGGGACGCUACCAAAACUGGAUCAAGCCCAUCAUUCUCCUCGAGAGUCUCAAAGUCGACUACGACGCCGCCUGCUUGGAUGGACCUGCCACGAGGACCGAUUGGUACACCCGCAUUCACCCACAGAGAUACCUGCCGGCCCUGAUCGACGCCGAACAGGGCAGGCGGGUCACCGCGUGGGACAGCUCUAUGAUGCUGCAGUACCUAGGCAAGAAGUACGACAAAACAGGGGCGUGGAUUGGGGCCAGCCCAGUCGAGGAGUUGGAGAUUGGUAACUGGUUGACGUUUGAGACGGCAUCCCUGGGGCCCACUGCCAAGUAUUGGGUGUGGUAUGCGAUUCGCAAGCCGGAGGAUCAGAACCCCAAGGCUCAAGAGAAGAUGCUAAACGACUUGAGGGUCCAGUAUGGCAUUCUCGACAAGCAUCUCUCGCAACCUGGGCAGCAGUGGAUCGGCCUCAAGGACCGGCCGACUAUCGCAGACAUCUCGGUCUACCCGUUUGCCGAUGAUCCCACCAUGGCUCGCAUGGGCCUGGACAAGAACGAUUAUCCGGCGUUGAAGGCGUGGAGCGACAGAUUCGCGCGUAUCCCGGGUGUAGCCAAGGCGUACGCAGAGAUGGAUUCUCGAAAGGAGGCAGUCAUCGGGGAGUGAUUCUCCAUUCCCGUGUCGCUUACGAGGUAGAGCUGGUGAUAAUUAACUAUCGAAAUGGAUGCCGUUUUCGAGCCUUGA
Chaetomium fimeti is the source of this 1026-nucleotide messenger RNA. RefSeq names its product glutathione S-transferase. The coding region runs from base 229 to 948 and encodes 239 amino acids. The transcript is spliced from 3 exons. The record is from RefSeq and is a predicted model, not a curated record. Lineage: Eukaryota; Fungi; Ascomycota; Sordariomycetes; Sordariales; Chaetomiaceae.